UCGUAAUAUGUUUAAAUCGUUUUACGUUACUUUAUUUUCUCGUAAAGAACGUGAACACGGACGUUGCCGUUGACAACAUAACUUUCUGUUUCCUGCCCUGAAGUAAAGCUAGCUAGCGUCUGAGAAGUGAGAAACAGCUGCAACUGUUGUUUGGUUCGUUUGUCGGCAGCAGAAUAACGCAGAUGAGACACGGUUGAAACGUACAGCUAGACAUUUCUGAUGUGUACAGCGGUGGACAGUGGAGAAAUAAUCAUCCUAAGUGAUGAUGAUGAAGAAUAUGAUAUAUCCUGCAGUGAACCCUCUGUCCUUAUCGUGGAGGUGGAGGAUGUGAAGAAAAGUGACUGUGCUGUAACGCCCAGCGCCCUGGAUGAAGACCUGGUCGUUACCUUCUCCCGCCGAGCUGAGGUGCUGCCUCAUGCACGCUAUGACUGUCCCAUACAUCCCUUCACGGCCACAGAACAAGAGACUGGUGCUCCUGUGCCUGGUAACCAGCUCAUUUGCGAUCAGUGCUUCUGCUACAUCUGCGACAAGCUGGCAUCAACAUGUGUAAUGUGGGGUUACGCCGGUGUGUGCCACUGCAACAGCCACAAGCGCAGCAACUUCUGGAACAACCGCAGAAGCUGUGCGCUGCUGGGAGGACUGAAGACUUUCAACCUCACACUGUCUGAAACAGAUGCACAUCUCAGACAUGCAGAUGCGAUGUUGCAGAGCUUCAGAAAAGAGCUCGCUGCACACUUCGCUCUCUACAUGAAGGGAAAGGCGGUGGAGGAAUAUGGUCUGAGCAUACCACACCAGCAAGGCCUCAUCUACGAUUACACGCCUGUGUACGAGUUUGUGACGUCGUUUCUGAACAAAGCAGAUAAACAGAACGACAGAGCAGCUGCCAUCAUGAGACUAGGAGCCGUUGAGGACUUUAUUCGACAUUUUCCAAUCUCAGGGAAUUUCAUUAGAAAGUCUCCAAUGGCUAAUCCUGCUGAGGCCAAAGUGCUGUUACUCAAUAGGGUAAUAUCAUCCUUGCAGAGACAGAUGGUGAUGACUGACUUCACCCCAGAAUUCACCCGUAAAAUGCAGGAUUUUUACAAGAAAUUGUUUUUCCCAGCUGAGCUGAAGUACCUGAAGAACAGCCUGUGUGUCCGGCCGUGGGACGACGUCCUGCUGGUGUCUGUGCUGAAGGGUCAGAACGUGACGGGCUUCCGCAAAGACAAAGGCAAGAAGGACGUCCUGACUGAACAGAUUUCUGUAGUUCUACUGAGAAUGGAAGUACUACAGCGACAGCACAGGUACAGAGAAUUGUGCCGCUACCUGCGAGUCGUCCAGACCGAUGACUCCAAAUUGAGCCUCCGGCAGCUAAAGGACCUCAUCCCUUUCUUCAGGUGCCUGGAGGGAGACUUUACGUCCGCUCUGUUCAGUUUCUUCACCUCAGUGAACGCACCUGCCUCUCGCCUCACACCCCAGCUCUUCCUCUUCUAUCUCUGCAUCUUCAAAACGGCAACAGCACCACAGGUCGUGGUCAGUCAGCCAUCACAGCUCUGCUAUACUGAAGCAGCAUGGGAGCGAAUACAAGGCACAGUGCCGUUGGAGCGCGAUGCACUGGUGAAGUUUGGGCUCAGGGUUCAGGGAUGUUGCUCUGCUGUCUUCACUGAUUCUCAGUGUUGGACCAGUUUUCUCACAGUUGUCAACACAGCUCCUGGUUCUGUCUCGCCUCUACCAGCACCGAGCGCGAAGUUCCUAAAUGAAGCAAAGGCUGUUGUGAACACUGUCCUGCGCGACCAGCACUUGUCAAACACAGUGACGAUCCCACGAUUCUUUCUGGAGGUGUACCCAGAUCAGGCCCUGUUGCUGUUAGUAACGGGGGCUUUAAGUUUGAGAAUCCUUAAUUCUGCUCUGAGUCCAGCCCUCCCUGUGCUCAAGACGUUUAAGGAGAAUGUGUGGGCUCUCGAGUGGCUGUGGGAGAGUUUGUCCUCCAAUGCAGAACGUCUCAGUUCCUUCUGUCAGGAGGUCUCACAGGAGAUGCAAAACACAGCAGAUGGGGAUAAUUUGUUACCCAUUCUACGCACCCUUGCACCCACUCAGUCUUCUUCAGCAGAGCGCGGAGACCACACUUACUGCAGCCCAGGGCCUGUUAAACUCUUCUUCUCCCCAGUGUUGCAGAGUCAGCUGGCUGAUUCUCUCUCACAUUAAUGGCUCCAUUUGCACAAAAAACAACCAAACUCUGGGUCUGAUUCUACACUGAUGUCUCCGGCAAAGACCGAGGUCGCAGCACUCUCCUCCAGACGGAGCCGAGCUGGAUAAGAGACGGGUCGCAAGUGACAGCCGCGGUUUUUUGAGGAGACUUUGAACACAUCCUGAUUGUUAUUAAUUUAAUAACAUCCUCGAGACACUUUAUGUUGCUUCAUUCUUUAAUGACUUUUUCAGUGUGUUUUUUUUUUUUUUUCCUUCAGCGUGCUGACAGUCUACACCUGAAUUCUGGGAUUCUUGGGAUUUUUAUUUUUACAUUUAUCACUGUCAGGAGAUACUUUUGGAUCUCUACUUUUAUAAAUGAUCAGAGGAGGAAAUUAAGUGUUGGUAAAUAAAUGGAAACAUUUAGUUUUAUUAUUCUGCUUUGGCCAGUUUAUGUAAAAAAGAAAAUAAAGUAUUGGUUGCUCUGGA
Messenger RNA from Acanthopagrus latus (yellowfin seabream), 2649 nucleotides. RefSeq lists its product as uncharacterized. The transcript has 22 exons. The record is from RefSeq and is a predicted model, not a curated record. NCBI's taxonomy places the organism in Eukaryota, Metazoa, Chordata, Actinopteri, Spariformes, Sparidae. The coding region runs from base 220 to 2181 and encodes 653 amino acids.